AAGAAACCAAAUAGAAACCCUUUGAGCAAAAGAGUCCAUUUAUAGAGUUGGAUUCAGCUACCUUUCUUCAUCAGUUUCCAUUGUGAUGAUCUGAUAAUUGACAUUACCUUAAAUGCUUCUCUCUUUUGUGCGUUGGGAAGAGCGCUCCUACGCUUAUGCAUUCUGCUACCUACGCCCCUCCACAAUUCAUUUACUACCUUGGCUUGCUAUAAACACCAGCAAGAUAGAGGGCCUUUCAGAUUCUGCAUUUCAUUCCAAUUCUAAUCUUUAUUCCUUGGAAUCCUUCUCUUUAAGUAGAGGCAUUCUUUUCUGAGAGGAUAAGCAAGAAUGGAAGAAUGAUGCACCUUCACCCUGCAAAACUUCCCAUUUUCUUCACAGUCUUGGCGAUUUUUGGUGGGGUUGAAAAGCUUCUUUCUGGGCUUUGAAAAAACAUGAAAAAGAUCAAACCUUUGAGGUUUUCCAUUCUGGUUCUGUGCGUAUUUUACUUGAGUGUAUGGUGCAAUGGAGAAGAUGAGAGUGUGGCAGCUCCAAUGAAGAGAACAGAGGUGGAGGCUCUGUAUUCUGCUAUUCAAGCUUUCGUGGGCAAAUGGUGGAAUGGCUCAGAUCUUUAUCCAGAUCCUUGUGGUUGGACUCCUAUUCAGGGUGUUUCAUGCGAUCUGUUUGAUGGCUUUUGGUAUGUGACAGAGUUGAGGUUUGGACCUCUGCAUGAUAACUCCCUGAGUUGUGCCUACAAUGCUGAAUUUAGUCCCCAUCUAUUUGCAUUAAGGCGCCUGAAGGCUCUUUCAUUCUUCAGUUGCUUUGUUUCACCACGCCGUUAUCCUGUUUCAAUUCCUACUCAGAAUUGGGAAGUUCUUGCAGCAAGUCUAGAAUCGCUAGAGUUCCGAUCGAAUCUAGGGCUAACAGGACGAAUUCCUUCUACGUUUGGAGAGCUAAAAAAUCUUCGGUCCCUCGUGCUAAUCGAGAACGGACUAACAGGUGAGUUACAGGCAAAUCUUGGCAACUUAAUCAACUUGAGGAGGCUAAAUCUUGCUGGAAACUCAUUUACAGGCAGAAUCCCAGAUAACUUUGGAGGGCUAAAUAGUCUCUUGAUUCUUGAUAUGAGUAGAAAUUCACUAUCUGGUUCUUUGCCUUUGAGCUUUGGAGGGCUGAAUUCACUCUUGAAGCUUGAUUUAAGCUACAACAAAUUGGAAGGAAAAAUCCCAGAAGAGCUUGGGAAUCUGAAGAAACUAACGCUUGUAGACCUCAGCAACAACAAAUUUUCAGGUGGAUUGACCAAAUCACUUCAAAAUUUGUCUUCUUUGGAGGAAUUAGUCCUCUCGAAUAAUCCCACCGGUGGUGACUUAACGAGUCUUGAAUGGCAAAACCUGAGGGGGCUGGCUGCAUUGGACCUGUCCAAUAUGAGCCUGAUAGGUGGGAUUCCAGAGUCCAUUGCAGGUUUGAAAGGUUUAAGAUUUCUGGGCCUGAAUGAUAACAAGCUCACAGGGGAUAUCCCCCCAAAGCUGGCAAGUUUGCCUAAUGUUAGUGCAUUGUACCUUCAUGGUAAUAAUCUGACAGGAGAGAUUAAAUUCUCUGAAUGGUUUUAUGGGAAACUGGGGAGGCGUUUUGGGGCUUGGGAUAAUCCGAAUCUGUGCUAUCCCAUUGGGUUGAUGCCAACAAGUUAUG
Messenger RNA from Sesamum indicum (sesame), 1662 nucleotides. RefSeq lists its product as uncharacterized. The record is from RefSeq and is a predicted model, not a curated record. Lineage: Eukaryota; Viridiplantae; Streptophyta; Magnoliopsida; Lamiales; Pedaliaceae. Gene Ontology annotation, molecular function: protein binding.